Molecule: messenger RNA, 4730 nt
Organism: Acipenser ruthenus (sterlet)
Lineage: Eukaryota; Metazoa; Chordata; Actinopteri; Acipenseriformes; Acipenseridae
Product: myocardin-related transcription factor B-like
Exons: 17
Coding region: 298-3456 (1052 amino acids)
Biological process (GO): smooth muscle cell differentiation
Source: RefSeq, a predicted model, not a curated record
CCACGAUUACGUCAUUGAGUUCAGAAACUGCUCAGAGGCGGCCAUCUUCUUCACACUAACAAAUUCUGUAGUGCCGAUACAAAGUAUUCGGGGAGAUUGGUGGACAUCGGGGUUAACAUUGUCCAAAAGCUGGGUUAUUCAAAGGAAAAGGAUCAACACUACCCAGCAUGAUGAUGAUUCGUGUCCCCUGCUCAUUGUGAAGGCCUGCCCCUGACCAGCCGUCUAGACCAGGCCACCCUGCUCAAGCAGUGCCAGUUUUCUGGUUACCAGGGUGACGCUGCUAUCCCAAGGAGCAUCAUGGAGCCCCACAGGAUGCUGGGGAUCGAAGGGGAUUGUGGGAUGCGGGGGUUGCUAGCCCCCAGUCCUCGGAGUGAGGCUGUAGCCCAUGAGCUGGAGGAAUUGUCGCUGCAGCCCACCCCGAACCUGCCCCCCCUCAAUGAGCGCAAGAACGUUCUUCAGCUCCGGCUGCAGCAGAGGAGGACUCGGGAGCAGCUUGUAGACCAGGGUAUCAUGCCACCCCUAAAGAGCCCCGCUGCCUUCCACGAGCAGAUCCGCAGUCUGGAGAGGGCCAGGACUGAAAACUUUCUGAAGCACAAAAUCCGGAGCCGGCCUGAGCGGUCAGAGCUGGUCAGAAUGCACAUCCUUCAGGAAACCCUGGCUGAGCCCUCUCUCCAGGCCACCCAGUUGAAGCUGAAGCGGGCCCGCCUGGCCGAUGACCUCAAUGAAAAGAUCGCGCAGAGACCCGGGCCACUGGAGCUGGUGGAGAAGAACAUCCUGCCUGUCGACUCCAGCCUCAAAGAAGCCAUCGUUGAUGGUGAGGGGGAGUACUCCAAGACACAGGACGUCUACUUGUUUGAUGAAGACAGCAGCGACGCCUUGUCUCCAGAGCAACCGGCCAGCCAAGAGUCCCAGAGCUCAGCGGCCUCCCCUGGAGAGCACAAAAUCAGAGAGGCCUCGUCCCCGCUUCCCAACUCCGCCCUGCAGUACUACCCACAAUUCUCACAGCCCACUUCAGACUACCUGAAACCUGUCUCAGCUGCCGAGCAUCACAACGGUCGCUUGGCAACCAAUUCAUUCCAGCCAAUCAGCACUGUAGCUCCUUCAAAACCAGCCCCUACACUUGUAAAGCAGAGCCAGCCAAAGACAGCGAGUGAGAGGAGCCGCAGUAAGAAGAGUCGGGAGGCCAAGCCGCGGGUGAAGAAGCUCAAGUAUCACCAGUACAUCCCUCCCGACCAGAAGGCAGAACCCAGCGAGGCGCCCAUGGACUCGUCGUACGCACGUCUGCUCCAGCAGCAACAGCUCUUCCUGCAGCUCCAGAUCCUCAGCCAGCAGCAGCAGCAGCACUACAACUACCAGGCCAUCCUGCCCGCGCCACUCAAGCCUGCAACCGAUACUCAGAAUACCUCCUUGAACAACAACAUGCCCGCCUCCAUUGUUGUCGCCUUGCCAACCAGUGGCACCCUGCGACAAAACAGCAGCCUGGCCAAUCGGAAGGCGGGACCACUGCCUGCUAAUCUGGAUGAUAUGAAGGUGGCCGAGCUGAAAAUGGAACUAAAACUGAGGGGGCUCCCAGUGUCUGGCACUAAAACAGACCUCAUCGAGCGACUGAAACCCCACCAGGAAAACUCUACCACCAUCUCCACAAGGGGCACCAUGACCACUACUAUCUUCUCUGGGUCAGCUGUGGAGGGGCCCACAUCAGCCUCUUUACAGACUCCCUUUGCUAAAGAGAAUCGGCAGCAUUCCAGCCAGCUGGAGAGCAUGAGCUCCACGCCGCCUGUGUCCCCCAUCCCCUCUGAGCUGUCCAGCCGGAACGCAGAGGACAACAGGUCCAUGGACACCUUCAGUGAGAUCAUGGGCGUGGCCCCUGCUCAUGCCUCAGGGGCCUCCCCCUGCAAAGGUACUGGCGAGGACUCGGGCAUGGAGCUGGAGUCGUCUGUCAAGGACCGCAAACUCCACGAGAAGGAGCUGCAGAUCGAAGACCUCAAGAGGAAGCUGGAGCAGGAGCAGAUGCUGGUGGAGGAACUGAAGAUGCAGCUGGAAAUGGAAAAACUAAACCAAGCACAACAAACAGGCAUCACUGUCCAGCAGAACCACUCAGGGACUCCAGAGAUCAAGGAUGAGAGCAGAAUGUCCCCCAAUUGCUCGUCUUUACACCCAGCCUCCCGGUCUCCAGUGGUCCAGCAGACACCCAUGUUGAUCAAGCAGGAGCAGCAGCAGCCUCAGCAGCCUCCACAGGCACCUCCAGCCCAAGGCCGAGCCUGCCUGCAACAGUUCUUCGUGAGCCACCAGAGGGUGCCCCAGGUCACUGAGCAGCCUCAAAUAUUGUUGACAGCACAGCCCAGGACUCCACUUCUCCUGCCAGUAUCCCUCUCUGGCACCAACACAACCAUCCAGCCAUCAACAGCUAAUGUGAAACCCCAGCAGCAGCAGCAGCAACAACAACAAGUUCUUCAGGCCACUGUCCCUGCUUCAGCCGCAGGCCUCAUUCCCCAGAUUCAGCCACAGAAACAGGAGGCCUCAUUCCCUCAGCAGCUCCCCAACCAAAAACACCACAUCUCAAAGGCGUUCCCCACCUGCACCACAUUCAGUGCUGGGUUUCAGUUCCAGAGCCAGCCAGUGACUGUUGACCCGCAGUGUUUCCUCAACAGCUCAGCAGACACCAGGCUGCCAACACAGGGCUCCCCAGGCCACACAUUGCAUAACGGGCCCACGCACAAGCCGGGCUCCCCCUCCCAGUCUCAGCCCCAGCCCCAAUUCAUCCUGCAACACUCAGUGUUUGCAAACCCCAUCCACAAGAGCAAGGACCCUCCCCGCUAUGAGGAGGCCGUGAAGCAGAGCCGCAGCAUGCAGGCUCCCCUGCAGCCCCAGGUCCCCAUGGUAACCAGCCAGCAGAUGGACGACCUGUUUGACAUCCUGAUCGAGAGUGGAGAGAUUUCCCCAUUCGUGAGGGAGGAGCCCUCCGGCUCUGCCAAGCUGAUUCCUGUGACUGCCAGCAUCACCACCCUACCAGUCAACACUGCGCUGUCCCGCCCACCCCCACAGGUCCAGGUGGGCCCUCCCCCUUCAAUGACCUUCGACCCUGCCCCCAGCCUCUCUCUCGCCUCCGAGAAUCAACUGGAGGCCUUCCUGGAUGGGGCCCUCUCUGCCCACACUACUGCCCCGCAGCUGGGCUCCAGCCGAGAGCACUUGUCCCUCAUCGAGGACCUGCAGAGUCAACUUAUGAGCCAGUCGGCCCCUCUGAGUCAACCACACUCCCCCAUGGACACCAACGAACUGCUGUUCUCCACAGACGGGGGGCCCAGUGUCGGCUUUGACCUCCACAACCCUAACCUGGAUAAUAUGGAGUGGCUGGACCUUACCAUACCCGGGUCAUCCAGUGGUCUGGCCCCACCAGGGGGAGUCUUCUCCUCAGACUUUCUGGACACGCACAACCUCCAGCUACCCUGGGACUGAAUCGAGCGACCCUCCAGCUCUCCAAACACAGGCGUUUGUUGUUUACGUUGUUUAGUUUGUUUGUUUUUUCUCGGAUGCUCAAUUGUUUAAUUUGGCAGCUGGCCUCAUUUAAGCUCAAAUUAAGAGGCCAACAGAUUUUGUAAAUAUAGGUCCUUAAAACUUCAAAGGAAAUUUGUGUGUGUGUGGGGGGGGGGGGGGGGAUUGAUAUCCCUUACUCGCUGUCCCCACAAUAUAUAAAAUGGCCUAUUUUUUUUUUAGUUCCUGGGAUGGAUUUUGAGUUUGUGGGGUCACAUCUGCAAUGGGAAGCACAAUGGCAGCAGCCUGUCUGACGAUACUGAGCUCUGUCAGAGCUGGGAUCCUUGGUAUUCCAGUGAGAGGGUGGCAAGGUAGAGGAUUCAAGACAAAUGGUCUCUUCUGAAAACUGAACUGUGGGAGAGUUUGCUGCCUUGGUCAUGCCUCCCUGCGUUUUGGGGAAUUUGAGAAGGGGACAGGAUUUUGGUCUAUUUUAAAUGUGUGCCAAGCAAAUAUGGGCAACCUGUUCCUUAAGCCCAGAGAUAAAGAUAACCGUCUGCUGUCGGUAUUCUUUGGACCUUGGAAACUGACACAUCUUCAGGUCCUAAUCUCUUCUGCAUGCAAGACUGGAUAGGAAUCAGAGACCUUGUCUAUUUCUUUUUAUUUCUUGUGAAUUUUCCAGGCAGAAAUGAAAUGCCUUGGUUUACCACUGUCACUCAAAAACAGUUCUGGGAGAGCAGCUGGAUUACUUUAAGGCUCAGGGAGGUGCUGGGGUGGUUUUUGUAGCACUGGCUGGCAGCAACUCAAAAUGAUAGCACUGGUAUAGCCGUAGCAUACACUACUACCAUACAGUGCCAUUGAUUGAAGUGGCUCCUAUAGCUACAAUUCUGAUUUGAAUCUUGGCCUCACCAAACAUCCUGCCUUGUCGCUAGGGAUGAACUAUUCAUGACUAGCCUAUACCAGUAAGAAUUUGAGUAAAGGGAGGAACCAUCUUCAAGUAACUUGUACAAAAGGACAACUGGGUUUGUUUUCAGUCUCAAGCAGUUAAGCUUUUGAGGUGUUGAGCUUCAACUGAGCAGAUUCAUUUUGAUAACAUGGCAAAGUCUCUUGGUUGCAGAAAAACAAAUGGUCAUUUCCAUUGCACGUUUGUUUAGGCUACUCUAAUUGUAUGUUAGAAUUGUGGCUAACAGUACAUGUGACAGGAAGGGGAAGUGCACCAGUAGAUUUGCUUGUAAAUAUAGAUUCAAAUACUGUAAACAAAA